UAAUUAUUUUAGUUCACAUCAAAUGCAUUUUUCUCUAUUUAUUCAUUUUUCCGUCAGAUGUCAGAAUAUGCGAAAUGAACAUGCUAUGUAAGGAUGCACGAAUACAGGUUAGGUUAUAAAAGAUAUAAAGGGAUGAAUCUUUCAGUCGUAGCUAUACCAAAGCAAUAAUAUGUGAAAAUUAUGAGUAAUUUUAAAUUUCGUUACGUAAUAUGUAGUUGAAAUAAUUAGAUCAAAUAUUAAUAGAUCACUAAUAAAAAUAGAUCUUUUAAUGACUGACAUUUCAAUUAAAGAGGUUAUGUUAUCAAACUGGCCGUCAAUACGAUUCCGUCUUUUAACUUUAUGACCCGUGCUAUGAUUCUUUCAUCAUAAUGAAUAAUUCGAAUAACAAAGAAACGAUAAAUCUACUUGAUCUGUUAUCAGACACUGAUUCCGAUGUAUCAGAUUUGGAUCUCACACCCAAGAAGAAAAAAAUAAAACGAAAACAUAGACUAAGUGGCACAAUUAAAAUGAAACAGACCGAUUCUUGUGGAUGUAGCAAGUCUGAUGUGAGAAUCAUAUCAUUAUGGAUGGCAGGUGUUUUAAUUACCUUUUGGCUGAUAGCACUAUCUUGGUUAGCUGUUAUUUUAUAUGGAGAAAUUAAAAAAAUGGAUAUAUCUAUAAAAUCAGUGAAUAAUUAUACAACGAUGCUUGACCAUGAUCGAACGUCAUAACACGAAGAUCAACCCAAACUAUUAUAUGAUAUCACGUAUAACCCAAUGAUGAUAGAUCAAUAAUUACCAAAAAUUGAAAAAUUUCCUACUUUUAAAAUUCAUUAUAUAAACUCCAAGUCAAGAUACAAUAUUUCACCGAUAAAAAAAGAAAAAAAAGAAAAAGAAUAUGCCUUUUGACGUGCAAAAUCAAUUGAUUUUCAGAGGAAGUAGUCACGCGAUAUACCGGUAUAAUAGAUAUUUUAUUCACGGGGGAACGAUAGAAUCGGAAAGAUGUGAUCGAGGGGCCGUGAAUCGUAGAUCGUCGCGUUCACGCGGGCGGAACAGUGGAAACGCGGCCGAAUUUCGAGCACGGAAAUGAACCUGUGGUGCGAAUGAUUAUCGACGCGAGUGCAUUGUGCAGGGGUUGAUAAAGAGGGAGAGGGAGUGA
Apis dorsata (giant honeybee) is the source of this 1137-nucleotide messenger RNA. RefSeq lists its product as uncharacterized. NCBI's taxonomy places the organism in Eukaryota, Metazoa, Arthropoda, Insecta, Hymenoptera, Apidae. The transcript is spliced from 3 exons. The record is from RefSeq and is a predicted model, not a curated record. The coding region runs from base 369 to 710 and encodes 113 amino acids.